Molecule: messenger RNA, 3995 nt
Organism: Plectropomus leopardus (leopard coralgrouper)
Lineage: Eukaryota; Metazoa; Chordata; Actinopteri; Perciformes; Serranidae
Gene: wdr44
Product: WD repeat domain 44
Molecular function (GO): protein binding
Source: RefSeq, a predicted model, not a curated record
AUGUAUUUUUUUUGUUACUGGUUUGUUUAUGACGCGGUUCACUGGCCCCGUUAGCUUGACGGCUGAUCAAGUGUAUGCGGUUGAAAAGACGCGUUUUUUGGUGUCUGCUUUCAUAGAAGAUACUGUGCUGGGAACGACACAGAUUACUAAGAGGACAGAAAGCUAGUUAGCAUUAGGCGUUGGUCAGUCGUACGGCCAGAUUACAUUUGUUACCCUAGCAUUUGGCUAGCAACGUUAUACUGUACCAUGGCGUGACGUUGGACAGGAAAGUGGUUGGCGACCAAAAAUAUAACAUAAAUAUAGAGAAGAAAGUAUAUAGAGAGAGAAGCGCAUGUGUGUAACACUUCCGUUCGCAGGUUAGGCUUUUAGACAGCUGCCUGGCGACUUACUUUGACAAGCUAGUGAGCUAAAUUGAUGUUAGCAUGGCGUCAGAUACAAGUGACACCGAGGAAUUCUAUGAUGCUCCCGAGGACGUAAAUUUCACUCCAUCUCCCAAAGUGUCACCUGCAAAGUUUGUCAUUCCUUCGCCUCAGCUUUCACAGACAUCUGGAAACGCUGCACAAGAUGUGAGCUGUGGAGGUGCUGCUUCUGAGACUCAGCAAGAUGAUUCCCUACUGAUCAUUGAUAGCAUCAUUGAGGAGAGUCAAAAGGGAAGUGCCAGCGAUGUGGCUGAGGUGGAUCAGCUGUUAGAUCAGCUCCAUGUUGAUGUAAGAGCAGAGCCAGAGCCAAAGGAAGAGAAUAAUGCUCAGGAAGUUCCUGUGGAGCUCGCGGCACCAGCUGUGGAACCUCUGCCUGUCGAGAGACCGGACGAGCAACAGGAAAGUGCAGCCACAAACGGAGCUUGCUCUAUACCUGCCCCUGAACCUGCAGAUUUCCCAGGGCCGUCCGCUGGGUCCCAAGAAGGCGUUCAGCCCCCGGACAUCACCAGCACUGUAAGACUGAGUCAGCCUGAUGGGGCGGUUGGGGGUGCAGAAGGGGAGCAGGAGCAGAGACCUGCAGAUAUCUUAGACCAGGUCCCACUGACAGACAGGCCCGCUGACUUGGACUCUGGGCCUACAAAACCCCCACGGCAAUUCACAGUUGAACCGGACAUUGUAGCCAGCACCAAGAAGCCUCCUCCCUUACGCCCACCACCUCCCGCCGGAGGUCCUCCACCGAGACCGCCUCCUCCGUCUUGGCAGACUCUACCGUCCAAGAAGUCUCAGGAGUGUCUGAGACCAAGUGGACUGGAAGUUUCUGCAGUCAGCGUGGAGGCUCUGGAGCCCUCUGGCCUGGUGUCUCCCAGCAGCACAGUGAGGUGUCUAACCAAAGAGCUGCAGCAUUCCUUGGAUCUGGCCAGUGCCACCAGUGGGGAUAAAGUGGUGACAGCACAGGAAAAUGAGGAUGAACAGGCCUCGUCUCAGAGCGGAGGACAAACUCCAGGCCCUCAGCGUCCACGUUCCAACUCUGGUAGAGAACUGACAGACGAAGAAAUCCUGGCCAGUGUGAUGAUCAAAAAUUUGGACACUGGGGAAGAGAUCCCUUUAAUCCAGGCAGAGGAGAAACUUCCUGCAGGGAUUAACCCCCUCACUCUGCACAUCAUGAGGAGGACAAAGGAGUAUAUCACGAAUGACGCGGCUCAGUCAGAUGACGACGAAAAGGCUCAGGCUCCACUGGCAGACACAGAUGGUGGUAAACUAAAACAGAAAACAACACAGUUUAAGAAAUUCCUUGGCAAGUCUGUGAAGAAAGCAAAGCAUCUUGCCGAGGAAUAUGGAGAGAAGGCGGUCAACAAAGUGAAAAGUGUGCGUGAUGAAGUGUUCCAUACAGAUCAAGACGAUCCAUCAUCAAGUGACGAUGAGGGCAUGCCUUACACCAGACCUGCCAAAUUCAAGGCAGCACACAGCUUCAAGGGUCCGUUUGACUUUGAUCAGAUUAAAGUUGUGCAGGACCUGAGUGGAGAGCACAUGGGGGCCGUUUGGACGAUGAAGUUCUCUCACUGUGGGAGGCUGCUGGCAACAGCGGGCCAAGAUAAUGUGGUUCGCAUCUGGGUCCUGAAGACUGCCUUUGACUACUUUAAUAACAUGAGAUUAAAGUACAACACUGAAGGUCGAGUUUCACCUUCACCUUCUCAGGAAAGUUUAUGCUCCUCUAAAUCUGAUGAUCCCGGCGCAAGUUGUGCUCCGGAGGACCCAGACACAGAAGAUAGGAAUGCUCCUUUCCGUCAAGUCCCUUUCUGCAAGUAUAAAGGUCAUACGGCUGAUCUGCUGGACUUGUCUUGGUCAAAGAACUUCUUCCUGCUCUCCUCUUCCAUGGAUAAAACAGUCCGAUUGUGGCACAUAUCCAGGAGAGAGUGUCUCUGCUGCUUUCAGCACAUUGAUUUUGUCACAGCCAUUGCUUUCCAUCCCAGAGAUGACAGAUACUUUUUAAGCGGCUCUCUGGAUGGAAAGCUAAGACUCUGGAACAUUCCCGACAAGAAGGUGGCGCUGUGGAACGAGGUGGACGGCCAAACACGUCUCAUCACGGCAGCUAACUUUUGCCAAAAUGGAAAGUACGCCGUCAUUGGCACCUACGACGGCCGGUGCAUCUUCUAUGAUACAGAGCGUCUGAAAUAUCACACUCAAAUUCACGUGAGGUCCACCAGAGGCAGGAACAAAGUUGGACGUAAAAUCACUGGCAUUGAACCUCUACCUGGAGAGAAUAAGAUUUUGGUGACCUCAAAUGAUUCCCGCAUUCGCCUUUAUGACCUGAGGGACUUGUCUUUAUCCAUGAAAUACAAAGGUUAUGUGAACAGCAGCAGCCAGAUCAAGGCCAGCUUCAGUCACGACUACUCCUUCAUAGUCAGCGGCUCAGAGGAUAAGUAUGUGUACAUCUGGAGCACUUACCACGACCUGAGCAAAUUCACAUCUGUACGACGGGACCGCAAUGACUUCUGGGAAGGAAUUAAAGCACACAACGCAGUGGUCACCUCAGCGAUUUUUGCACCGCACCCCGGCCUUAUUGUUCCACAAGAAGCUGGCGCAGACAAACCAGAGGCAGAGUGUAAGAGCCUGGACUCCACAGACUCUGAAACGAUACCCUCAGGAGCCCUAAAGACAGAUCACACAGAGGUUCUACUCUCCGCUGACUUCACUGGAGCCAUCAAGGUUUUCAUCAACGUAAAAAAGUACUGAGCACUUCAGAGGCCCUCGGCUCCUCGAACUCAGGCCUGUCUGUCCGAGAUCAGUCCUAAAGAUGAAGGACAGCCCAUCAAGGGGCCAUCUAACAUCACCCAACUACCUAACGGUUAUUCCUCUGAGACAAAGAGCCGUCUGUAGCUUUUUCGGGAGAACAGGGACCCUACAAUGGAAGAUGAGGGAAUGGGUGGACUGUACAAUACAGACAAGAUGUGAUUCCCUGUCACAUUUCUAUUUUUUAUCUUUAAUACCAAGGAACUGUGAAUGGUUUGGCAUCAAGAAACAAAAAGAGCCAAGUGCGUGAGGUCUUUUUGGAUAGGUAUGUGCUAAUCUGCAGCUGUAAGACCUGAGUAUAGCUAGAAGGCUGUUUGUAACAGUAUGGGCACCUUACUAAUUUCUUUUGCUCCCACAUUUCAGAGGGACACUGUCCUAAUGUCAGUCACAAAUUUUAAUGUGUCUUAUGUAAAGAUCUGUAACAAUUUGUUCCGAAAGCAAGGUGGUUUGAAUUAUUUGUGCCUACGAAAUCUAGAUCGCUUUUCUAAAUUAUACUUCUCAAGCUUUCCUCUAAAAUAUAUCAGACAUUUCAGCAGAUGACAGCAAAUUUACGGUACAGGAAAUCUGUAUACGGUUACUCAUGAUUAGGGCUGGGUAUCUUAAAUUUUCCAGAGACAUUACGGGCUCUUAAGUACUUUUGAUAAAUUGUUUUGUUCGAUAAAAGCACAUUUCAUUAUAAAAUAGUACUGUAAAUUCAGUGUGUAACAUUGCAUACUUGCUGCUUUUGUAAACAGAACCAAAUGCUCUAUUAAUUUCCUCAAUAAAAGUAAACGCAAACUAGAAAAA